UGAAGAACAGAUGUUUCUUGAACGGCAGAUGUUUCGUCCUUUUUACCUGGGUCUCAAUGAAUUUCCUCCUAUAAAUACCGUUGGCACAUCCUUGUUCUUCAUCAGUAAGAUUUGAAAUCGUCACCAGUAAUCAUCUAACGAACCCUUGAAGUGCAACAGCGAUGGCCCGUACCAAGCAAACCGCUCGCAAGUCCACCGGAGGAAAGGCCCCCCGCAAGCAGCUGGCCACGAAGGCGGCCCGUAAAAGUGCUCCGGCCACCGGUGGAGUGAAGAAGCCUCACCGUUACCGGCCGGGAACGGUUGCCCUGCGGGAGAUCCGCCGCUACCAGAAAUCCACCGAGCUGCUGAUCCGCAAGUUGCCCUUACAGCGGCUGGUCCGCGAGAUCGCCCAGGACUUCAAGACCGACCUGCGCUUCCAGAGCUCGGCCGUUAUGGCGCUGCAGGAGGCCAGCGAGGCGUACCUGGUCGGACUGUUUGAGGACACGAAUCUUUGCGCAAUUCACGCCAAGCGAGUCACCAUCAUGCCCAAGGACAUCCAGCUGGCACGGCGGAUCCGUGGAGAGAGAGCCUAAGUCGUUUUUCACGGCGAGUCGGGUAACUAUACCAAAAAAUGUGUGAAAUACUUUUUCUCUGCAGGUUUAUUUUCAAACCGGCCCUUUUCAGGGCCCCACAAA
Molecule: messenger RNA, 674 nt
Organism: Culex quinquefasciatus (southern house mosquito)
Lineage: Eukaryota; Metazoa; Arthropoda; Insecta; Diptera; Culicidae
Product: histone H3
Exons: 1
Coding region: 162-572 (136 amino acids)
Cellular component (GO): nucleosome
Molecular function (GO): DNA binding; protein heterodimerization activity; structural constituent of chromatin
Source: RefSeq, a predicted model, not a curated record